AUUCACUUAUCCAAUUCUUUUUUGAUAUAAAUUCUACUGGCAUUAUUACUUUUAAUAAAGAACAAAUUUUUUCUACAUUUGCUAAAGUUUGCUCAACUGUUGAAAGCUAUGCUAUGCAAACAAAUACUGUUAUUAUUUUAGGUAAAACAACUAAAAAUGUUAAUGGCAGUUAUCAACAAGUAUCUUUUGUUUGCGAAAAACAAGGAGAAUAUAAUGGAACUAAAGAACUUCAUGAUAAUGGACUAAGAACUAGAGAUAUAUUUUCAGUACUAAGUUCUAUCAGCUCAAAAUAUAUACAUAAACACAAUGUAUAUAAUGCUAUUAGUCAACAACGUCUACAAAAAUUGCAAGGUUUGAGUGAAAUUAAAAUGCUGCUCAAAACCUUACAUAAUGAUGAAAAUAUCAUAGCAGCUGUUGCAAUGCGACCUUUAUAUAAUAACGAAUGUGAUCAAGACG
Molecule: messenger RNA, 456 nt
Organism: Racocetra fulgida
Lineage: Eukaryota; Fungi; Glomeromycota; Glomeromycetes; Diversisporales; Gigasporaceae
Source: the annotation of a GenBank genome assembly